CUUACUCUUUCUGGAGGAAUCUUGAAGGACCAAGCGGACCGCACCGGGUAUGUCGCCUCCGACUACCAAUUCCAAUUCGACUCCCCGCCUCAAGCAGGCGCCAUCUACACCGCCGGAUUCUCGUAUUGUGCGAAUAACUCCCUUGCCCUCGGGGGCUCGGCUAUCUUCUUCCAAUGCUGGUCCGGUGGCUUCUUCAACCUCUAU
Molecule: messenger RNA, 204 nt
Organism: Lindgomyces ingoldianus
Lineage: Eukaryota; Fungi; Ascomycota; Dothideomycetes; Pleosporales; Lindgomycetaceae
Exons: 2
Biological process (GO): fungal-type cell wall organization
Cellular component (GO): fungal-type cell wall
Molecular function (GO): structural constituent of cell wall
Source: RefSeq, a predicted model, not a curated record